AUGCAAACUACUACUAGUAAAAAGAGUAAUCGUAGUAGUAGUAAUAAUAGUAGUAGUGGUAAUAAUAAUAAUAAUGGUAAUAGUAGUAGUAAUAGUAGUAGUAAUAAUAGUCAUAACAAUACUAGACCUUCCACUUCUGUAUUAAUCAUUUCACAUGAUUCUGAUAUGGUAUUAAUACCAUUAUCAAAUCCAGAAUUGAAUUGUUCCUUCAAUGUACUUGUACCCAAUGGAACACGUUGUUCCUAUGGAACUAUGAUUGAUAUUACUGGAUUGAAAUUAUUAUUAUAUCAUUUAUUUAAAAUGAAUCAAGUGACAAGUACGAUGAAUCCACAGAAUGCUUCAAUGACGAGUUCCUCUUCGAUACCUUCCUCUUCCAUCAUGAAUCAAAUCUCCUCUUCAAUACCUUCCUCUUCCAUCAUGAACAACAAUGAUAACAACAAUCAUCAAAUCUCUAAUCAUCAUGAUAACAACAAUCAUCAAAUCUCCUCUUCAAUACCUUCCUCUUCUAUAAAUCCACAACCAUCCAUUCUACCCAAUAGUAAUGAAAUUAUUCAACAAUUAUGUUUGGAUUUUGUUUGUAUUUCAUUACUUGCAGGUGGAUGUGAUUAUUUCAAUCCAUUUGCCAAAACCUUGGAACAUCGAUGGAGAAGAUAUUUUAAAUUAAUUCAAACUGAAAAAACAAAUUAUUCAAUAUUUACAUUGAAACAUGAUGAAAAGACCAAUGAAUAUAUUUUAAAUAUUAAUACCAAUAAUUUACUAUUUGUAUUUGGUAAUUAUGUAAGAGAUAAGAGAAGUACCAUAGCACCUAAUCCAGACAAUGCUAUUCAAUUCUUUAAACAAUUGACAGCAUGUGUACUUCAAUUCAAAGGACAAUUACCAAUUAUGGAAUAUUUUAGUCGUAAAUUAUCAAUGGUUGAUUUGUUAGCCUUAAUUGAAAGAGAAAAAAAAGCAAAUAACUAUGGAACUAGUACUCAAGCAAAUGACCAUGGAACUAGUACUCUUUCCAAUAGUACGAUGGAGGAGGAUGGUAGUACAAGCAUCAUGAUUCAAGAUUUGAACCAUACUAUGAAUGGUACCAUGAGUGGAAGUAGUAGUAGUAGUACUAUUACUAUUAAUGGUAGCAGUAGUAGUACUAGUUCAACAAUGACUACUCCACUCAACACAAUUGAAAAUCAAAGUAACACAACCACCAAAACCAACAACACUCCAAAGAAAUCAUCCAUCAAUCCUACUUUCAAGAUUACUACAUCCUUUCAAGAACUUGUAGAUACUUAUCAUUUAACACCACUGGAAUGUCUCUUUUCAAUGAUUACUUCUCACAACUCACAUGCACUUCCACAUGACAAGUUAAUUGAAUUAUUUUCAUUCUCUCCUAAAUUAUGUGAUUUAUUACAUAUUGAUUCUAAAUUUAAUUAUGAAAAUGGAAAUGAUAAUCAUUGGAUUGCAUCGAAUGAACCCUAUGAAUUGAUACGACAAGGUAUUAUGGAAUGGAAAGAGAAAUAUCCUACCAUUACUGAUGAAGUUAUUAAUAACAAACAUAUUGGAACGAUACAAUUUACAUGUGUUGGUUCUGGUAGUAGUAGUAAUACUGUGUUAUUGAAACAUUCAGGUGGUCUUGUUGGAGGUGCUGUUCAAAAUGAUGCAAAGACAAAGUCGACAACAACUACGACAACAAUGACGACAACAACUUCAAAGAGUAGUAGUAACAACAACAACAACAACAACAAUAGCAAUCAUUCAAAAGAUCGUCAAAACAAAUCAUCCAAUGAAAAGGAGAAUAAUCAAAUUCAAGUGUUAGAAGAAACCAUUCGACCCUUUGAAGCUUGUGUACCCUAUCCAUUUGUACCUGGUAUUUACACGUUAUCAAGAUUAAGAUUUGCCAAUGACAAGAUUCGAUAUCAACGAGCCAAUACUCUCAAUCAAUAUACUCUUGGUGAAGAAUUUGAUCGAACUGUAUUGGAUAUUCCUCUAACAUCCAAACAAGUCAAGAUUGUAAAGAAGAAACAAUUACCACCACCACCUAAUCCUUUGAAGAAAAAGAAAUCAAUGCAACAACAAUCAAUGGCUACAACAACAUGUGAAUCACUGUCUGUUACCGAGAGUGAGGUGAAUAGAAGUGGAAUUUUACAAGCCUUGUUACAGAAAUCAAACAAGUUACCAGAGUCUAUUGCAGUGAAUAUGGAUACCAGCAAUGGUAGUGAAAACAGUCUGAAGAAACGAAAAUUGAAUCAACUUUCACCAUCCAACAAUCUGAAAGAAAACCAAAAACAGUCAAAUUAG
Molecule: messenger RNA, 2280 nt
Organism: Naegleria lovaniensis
Lineage: Eukaryota; Heterolobosea; Eutetramitea; Acrasida; Naegleriidae
Exons: 1
Coding region: 1-2280 (759 amino acids)
Source: RefSeq, a predicted model, not a curated record